Messenger RNA from Perognathus longimembris pacificus (Pacific pocket mouse), 3527 nucleotides. It is a transcript of the gene Ccdc38, whose product is annotated as coiled-coil domain containing 38. The record is from RefSeq and is a predicted model, not a curated record. Lineage: Eukaryota; Metazoa; Chordata; Mammalia; Rodentia; Heteromyidae. The transcript is spliced from 18 exons. Gene Ontology annotation, cellular component: centrosome. The coding region runs from base 807 to 2789 and encodes 660 amino acids.
GUCUCACAAACUUUGCUUCUUGGGGCUGGCUUUGAACCACAGCCCUCUCAGAUCUCAACCUCCUGAGAACCUAGGAUUACAAAAGUGAGCCACGGGUGCCCCGCUUUCCUCGGGUCAUUCUAAUACUGCUGUUUGGCUGGCUUGCCAGUCAGGUUAAGGAUCUGGUUUCAGACAUUGCUCACUUCAGAGAUGCACACGUGAAGUGCACACUGUUCUUGCAGCUUAAUCUACAGAAAGCAUACUUCUUUUCCAUGAGCAUUUGUGCUUGUAGGUGAAGUGAAUGCAUCUGAUUGUCAAUCCAAGCAGAUGAUGUCACCUGGGAAGCAUCUGCAAAUGAGGUUUGCAAAGCAGGAUGGCUAAGAGUGAUUAGUCUCGUUGGUUACUGUUGGAUGGUAUGAGGGUAGGGAUAACUAAAUUUUCCUUAGUAAUAACUAACAUCCCUGUUGAUCUGGUCAGUUUGCAAAGUAUUUUUUCAUAUCACCUGACCACAUUUUCAUUCUUCCUUCCCCUGUGCUUCUGGCCACUUGACCUCUAGUUACAUUUUUCCAGAUUGCCAAAGGGGCAGUCAGAAACAUCAACAGAAAAGUCCACACCAAACAGCAAGCCUGACGCCAGCAAGGCCCUAGAGGUCAGGCUGAAAGGAAUUUCCUCAUCCUUGUGCUUAGCUCCGGACCUAAUCAGAAGAGGUGGGUGGUGGAGCAGGCCAAGGACCUGGUGGCCUCUGACUUGCAGGGAGACAGUUUCUUGAAUUUUACAACUAAAGUAAGUACCUCAAUCCCCUAACCCUAAUUCUAAACCUGACCAGAAUGAGAAGAGAGAUUGUGCCAAACAGAGGCCACACCUUCAUGUUUGGACUAGGAGACAAAAUGUCAUCACAUUUAGUGUCAUCAACACUGAAUUUGGGAGGUAACGCAAGAAAAGACGCAGGCAACAAGGACAAGCCUUACAAGGUCUUUGUCAAAGAUCUGUUUCUUUUCAAAGAAAAUGAAUUGGCAGCCAAGAAAAAGGAGAAAAUUUUGAACCAAAGCAUGAAAGUCCACGAGAAGACCACUUUCUCCUCCCGAAUGAAGAGCCGGUCACACUUGAGCAAGCUGGCUUAUUACACUGAAAAAGGGGGUUCAUUGGAAGAUAUGGAGCUAGAUCCAACUCUCAUUCUCAGAUUGACAGAAGGUGCAGAUGCAAAAAGGACUCUCUUUGACUUUAUUAGUGACCAGAGAGGCAGGUUUCUACUUGAGUACGCUCUGGCAACCAAAAAAAAUACGAUUAAAAAGCUUGAUAAAUGCAUGACAACGAAGGAAAAUCAACUGAAAAAAGCAGAGAAAAAGCUCCAGGAUGAUGCAAUGGCCUUUGAGGAGUUCCUUCGAGAAAAUGACCAGAGAUCUGUAGAUGCUCUCAAAAUUGCGGCUCAAGAAACGCUACACAAACUCCAAAUGACAGCUGAGCUGAAGAAAGCAAACAUGGAGAUGCAGAUGGUAAAAAGUGACAUAGCAAAAACGGAAUUCCUUCUUAGGGAGUACAUGCAAUAUGGACAUUUUCUGUUUAAAUUAUCUCCAAAACAUUGGCAGAUACAACAAACGCUAAAAAAAAGCCAGGCGGCAAAAAGUACCACUGCUCUUCCAAAAAUAGUACCAAAAAUCACAGUAAGUUCACAUAAAAAACACCACCGGGUGGACGGAUCUGAGAAGACAUCUGAGAAGACAUCGUCAGAUGAAUAUUCGACAGGAAAAGUGAGCAAAGGAAAGCAACGCAAGAAGUCCAUUUACAUCCCAGAGCCCAAGAAAUCGUCCAGCCGGCCUGAUAGUAGCAGCUCUGAAGACAGUAUAGAUCUCUUUUUAGAUGGCUACAUUAACUUUACUCUGGAGCCAGAGAUUUAUUUCAAGGAACCAGAAGAGCUACUUCAAGUCCUCACAGAGCUGGAAGAGCAGAAUCUUAAUUUGGUUCAAUAUUCCCAGGAAAUAGAUGAAAAUCUGGAAGAUGUCAACAGAAGAGAAAAAAUCUUACAGGAUAAGAUAAGUUCCAAUGUCACCUUCCUGCUGGAGCACAAGGAAAUGCUCAAGGCCCAGUGUAUGAGAGAGGAGGAAAAAGCAGCAGAACUGGAAUUGAGAUCCAGGCUCUUCAAUUUUGGAGAAUUUAAUUCAGAUACUCAGGUUUGUGGCGAUUCUCAUCUUGAGCAGAACCAGGAAGUGGGGCAGAAUACUCCCUGGAGAAUGAUUUGCUUUGCCCAGCAGUUUCUUGAGACCCUCUUAGCAUCGGAAGCCAGUUGUACAAAGGAUAAGGAUGAGAACAAGAACAAGGAUGAGAAUGGUUUCGUCCCGAAAUAUGUUACUGCCACGCUCAAGAUACUCCAUGGACAGUUAAAACAGCGCAGUGUCGAGGAAAAACUGAUACAGUCACUUAGUAAAAAAAUUAAUCAAGUAUAUACUAUAUGCAUCGGAGAUGCUGAGGUUGGCAGCAUGACGGCAGUUCAGAAGCUGGUCAAAGUAGAGAAUCGCCUGGUGGAACUGAGUGAUCUCAUCGAGUCCAUUCCCAAAGAAAAUGUGGAGGCCAUUGAGAGGAUAAAGCAGAAGGAGAGACGGCAAAAGAUCCGUGAUGAGAAAAUGAGAGAAAAACAACUCCACCAAGAGGAAAGGUUAAAGGCUGCUCUGCAAAGAGCCGUAGCACAACCCAAGAAAAAGUUGGGAAGACGACUCAUCUACCGCUCAAAACCUCCAUCAGCUAACAAAGAGCAAGUAGUUCUGGUCACUGACUUAAGAGCAAAAACACUGGAGGAUGAGUAUUUUUUUAGUUGAAUAGGAGCAGCAAGAUUUUUGAUACCAAAUUUCUCAGAUUUUGACUUUGACUAAUGGCAGAUCCUGCCACAUACACUGUCCUAAUUCAAGGAAGAUAGACCCUAAGCCUAAAGGUUUAGGAUUGGAGUUAUUUUCCUUCUUUUGUUGAAGCUUCCUAUUAUUCUUAAGUAUUACUCCAUAUAGCUAGACAUCUGUCUAUUUUGACUUGUCCAAGUUGGGGAUAUACCUCUAUAGGAAAUGACCAUUAAGAUGUAAUGUGUUUUGUCAACUGGACUAAAGGGAAGUUCACCAGAUGCCGUUAGCAGAAUGUAAAUCAUUAAGAGUGUGCAACUCUCUACUUGCUUUGGCAGCACACAUACUGAAAUUUGAACGAUUCAGAGAAGAGUAUACAACUCUAAAAGUCUCAAGAGUUCUUCUGAUAAUUAAUGGUAUCAGAACAUAACCCUAAGACUAUUUUUAUUUCACAAUAAGUUCUGUUCAGAAGAGUAUCUCUUAAGUGAACAAAGCACAGGCCUUGAGCCUGAAUGUCAGGUCACUAUUUCUAUUGUGUCCUAUGUUCACAUUUUAAUUUCUAGGUAAAGUUUCAACUUUAGCUAUGUUUAACCUAUACUGCAUGUAAUUUACUAUUAAGAAAUGUUUAACUUUAUACAUGUGAAAAGUGGCUCAAAAACCUUAAAAUAGUUGCUUUUAAAAGGUUUCAGUAAAUACAUAAGGGCUGAAAUCCACUUUCACAAGGAU